CAUCUUCCAGCAUGGCGAUGUACCAUGCCACAAGGCCAAUAAGGUGACAAAAUGGCUGGAGGACCAUAACAUCAAGUAGCCAGAAAACUCACCAACCACCUGAAAGCAAUAGAAAACAUGUGAGCAGAGAUGAAACGGCGGUGCCUUGCCUCAUCGACGCCAUCAAAAACCUGUGGAUCCCGGGAGCACCACUGCGGACCUGCACUAGCCUUGCUGAUUCCGUGACAAACUAAAAAUACCAACACCCGCGAAGAUGCAACAAGAGCUAUGCAGCAGUUGUGUCAAACUCGGGUCAGCAGAGAGAGAUGCCGACCACUCUCCCGGCGCUGGAACAAACGAGCAGAAUGCGCAAAACGCAACGGCGAAGAGCAAGACGGAGGGUUCUGCUGUGGACGAGGAAAUGGACAUGGAGGACGCAGCUCCUGACGGAGGAUGGGGUUGGGUGGUUGCCUGGGCAUCCUUCGUUACGUGGGUUCUGGCGGAAAUCAUCGACUUAAACUUCGGCAUGCUGUUUUCUGGGAUCCUGUUGGAGAUGGGAACGAGUACUAUCUUUAUUAGCUGGAUUUAUAGCGCUGGUCUCGUGAUCUCCUGCAUCAUAGGGAUCUUCGCGGGUCCCAUGGUGGGCGUGUUCGGCUGGCGCAAGGUUGCUAUGGUGAUGGCAGUUGUGAACAGUCUUGCUGUGAUUAUAUCCGCUUUCGCAACCACGGACGUCUUCCUGUUCUUCACUUCACUGGCAGCAGGGUCGACGGUGGGCAGCCAGUUAAUCAUCACCAACUCAAUCAUCUGUCAAUAUUUCACGAGGCGAAGGGAUAUUGCUAAUACAAUCAUGAUCCUUGGAUCAUCAGUCAAUAUGGUGGUGAUUCCCUAUUUACUCACGUACCUCCAUGCUGAAUAUGGCUUCAAAGGUGCAAUUCUCAUUACUGGCGGUGCCUGCCUCAACCAGAUCCCAGCAAGCAUGGUCUUUCAUCCUGUGGAAUGGCACUCCAGGAAUCCUCCCCACUGCAGAACUCAAGAGCCUGAUGACAAGCCUGACCACUUGCGCGUCAUGCUGCAUGCCUUUAAAAGCAACCUUUUGCUCCUAAAGUCUUCGAGAGUAAUUGUCAUUGCUCUUCCACAUGCUGUAUAUUUCACAGCAGUCGUAUUUACAUCAAGUUACAUACCUUUUGUGAUGCAGACAACAGGCUACACUCUAGAGGAGUCGGCCUAUUGCUUGACAAUGGUGGGUAUAUUUCACAUCCUGGCAAGAGUGAUCCAUCCGUGUCUCUCCUUUGCCUUCGGCGUGAGUAAUUUCCUCAUCAUGGCUGCCGGCUAUGGUGGCCUCCCUAUUGCACUCGUAGGAUUCAUUUGUGGCAUGGAUCUUCAUGUGAAGGCAGCGUCGAUGGCAGUUUUUGGAAUAGCAAUGAGCUUCGUGGGAGCCUCCAUAGGACCAGUGAUAACGGAUACACUCGGUGCUUCCAUGGUGCUGCGAGUGCUCAGUGUAAAGGGGCUAUUCGACGCAACGGGCUUCCUCAUCAUUGGACCCCUGACAGGUAUGGUGAAGGAUCUAAGUGGAAGCUACACAUCCAGCCUGUACGUGCCGGCUGCCUGCAUGUUUUUCCUCUCCUUUCUUCCAUUCAUCUGUAUGCCUGCCGCCAAGACCCACGACCGCCGACGUGAGCAACAGUCUUCGCAGAUGAAGGCAAAGAAAGAGGAAAUGGAACUGAAGAAGCAAUCAAGACCUGUCAAAUGCUUCAAAGAAACCUCCUAUCUGCUGUCUCGUUCCUGCUCCACCCCGGCCUACGAGCGACGACAGCUUUCGUGAAAACCCCCACUGAAAUUCUCUCUCUCUCUCUCUCUCUCUCUCUCUCUCUCUCUCUCUCUCUCUCUCUCUCUC
Molecule: messenger RNA, 1873 nt
Organism: Scylla paramamosain (green mud crab)
Lineage: Eukaryota; Metazoa; Arthropoda; Malacostraca; Decapoda; Portunidae
Product: monocarboxylate transporter 13-like
Exons: 6
Coding region: 254-1801 (515 amino acids)
Biological process (GO): transmembrane transport
Cellular component (GO): membrane
Molecular function (GO): monocarboxylic acid transmembrane transporter activity
Source: RefSeq, a predicted model, not a curated record